Molecule: messenger RNA, 10435 nt
Organism: Jaculus jaculus (lesser Egyptian jerboa)
Lineage: Eukaryota; Metazoa; Chordata; Mammalia; Rodentia; Dipodidae
Gene: Phip
Product: pleckstrin homology domain interacting protein
Exons: 40
Coding region: 216-5687 (1823 amino acids)
Biological process (GO): regulation of transcription by RNA polymerase II; cytoskeleton organization; regulation of cell shape
Cellular component (GO): nucleus
Molecular function (GO): protein binding
Source: RefSeq, a predicted model, not a curated record
GAUCCGCGGCGGAGGCGGCCGCGGCCGGGGCCCGCUGCCUGAGAGUUGUUGUUUCCUCCUCCUCCUCCUCCGCCUCCGCCGCCGUUGCUUGAAUGGUGGAGCCGAGGCUCGGCUCGUGAACGCACACUGACAGCUAUAGGGCGGGCGGCGGCACCGUCCCCGCGUCCCCUCGGCGGCCGGGCGACUCGCCCGAGGCCCGCAAGUGACCCGUAAACAUGUCUCGUGAGAGGAAAGGCCUCUCGGAGCUGCGAUCCGAGCUCUACUUCCUCAUCGCCCGGUUCCUGGAAGAUGGACCCUGUCAGCAAGCGGCUCAGGUGCUGAUCCGCGAGGUGGCCGAGAAGGAGCUGCUGCCCCGGCGCACCGACUGGACCGGGAAGGAGCAUCCCCGGACCUACCAGAAUCUGGUGAAGUAUUACAGACAUCUUGCACCAGAUCACCUACUGCAAAUAUGCCAUCGACUAGGACCACUUCUUGAGCAAGAAAUUCCUCAGAGUGUUCCUGGAGUUCAAACUUUGUUAGGAGCUGGAAGACAGUCUUUGCUGCGCACAAAUAAAAGCUGCAAGCAUGUUGUGUGGAAAGGAUCUGCCCUGGCUGCAUUGCAUUGCGGAAGACCACCAGAGUCACCAAUUAACUAUGGUAGCCCACCCAGCAUUGCGGAUACUCUGUUUUCAAGGAAGCUGAAUGGCAAAUACAGACUUGAGCGACUUGUUCCAACUGCAGUUUAUCAGCACAUGAAGAUGCAUAAGCGAAUUCUUGGACACUUGUCAUCGGUGUACUGUGUAACUUUUGAUCGAACUGGCAGACGGAUAUUUACUGGUUCUGAUGACUGUCUUGUGAAAAUCUGGGCCACAGACGAUGGGAGAUUGUUAGCUACUUUAAGAGGACAUGCUGCAGAAAUAUCAGACAUGGCUGUCAACUAUGAGAAUACUAUGAUAGCAGCUGGAAGUUGUGAUAAAAUGAUCCGUGUUUGGUGCCUUCGAACUUGUGCACCUUUAGCUGUUCUUCAGGGGCACAGUGCAUCUAUUACAUCACUACAGUUCUCACCAUUGUGCAGUGGCUCAAAGAGAUACCUGUCUUCUACUGGGGCAGAUGGCACUAUUUGUUUUUGGCUAUGGGAUGCUGGAACCCUAAAAAUAAAUCCAAGACCUGCAAAAUUUACAGAGCGUCCUAGGCCUGGAGUUCAAAUGAUCUGUUCUUCCUUUAGUGCUGGUGGAAUGUUUCUGGCCACAGGAAGCACAGACCAUAUUAUUAGAGUUUACUUUUUUGGAUCAGGUCAGCCAGAGAAAAUAUCAGAAUUGGAGUUUCAUACUGACAAAGUUGACAGUAUCCAGUUUUCCAACACUAGCAACAGGUUUGUAAGUGGUAGUCGUGAUGGAACAGCACGUAUUUGGCAGUUUAAGCGAAGAGAAUGGAAGAGCAUUUUACUGGAUAUGGCCACUCGUCCAGCAGGCCAAAAUCUUCAAGGAGUAGAAGACAAAAUCACAAAACUGAAAGUAACUAUGGUAGCCUGGGACCGACAUGAUAACACAGUCAUAACUGCAGUUAACAACAUGACUCUCAAAGUUUGGAAUUCUUAUACUGGUCAGCUUAUUCACAUAUUAAUGGGUCAUGAAGAUGAGGUGUUUGUUCUUGAGCCACAUCCAUUCGAUCCAAGAGUUCUCUUUUCUGCUGGCCAUGACGGAAAUGUGAUUGUGUGGGAUCUAGCAAGAGGAGUCAAAAUUCGAUCUUAUUUCAAUAUGAUUGAAGGCCAAGGACAUGGUGCAGUAUUUGACUGCAAAUGCUCUCCUGAUGGUCAGCAUUUUGCAUGUACAGACUCUCAUGGACAUCUUUUAAUCUUUGGUUUUGGGUCCAGCAGCAAGUAUGACAAGAUAGCAGACCAGAUGUUCUUUCAUAGUGAUUAUCGGCCGCUGAUCCGUGAUGCCAAUAACUUUGUGUUAGAUGAGCAGACACAGCAGGCACCUCAUCUCAUGCCUCCCCCUUUUUUGGUUGAUGUUGAUGGAAAUCCUCAUCCAUCAAGAUAUCAGAGAUUAGUUCCUGGUCGUGAAAAUUGCAGGGAGGAGCAACUCAUCCCUCAGAUGGGAGUAACUUCUUCAGGAUUGAACCAAGUUUUAAGCCAGCAAGCAAAUCAGGAAAUCAGUCCACUCGACAGCAUGAUUCAAAGACUGCAACAAGAGCAAGACCUGAGGCGUUCUGGUGAAGCAGGUAUCAGUAAUUCCAGCCGGUUAAAUCGAGGCUCUGUAAGUUCCACUUCUGAGGUUCAUUCGCCACCAAAUGUAGGACUGAGGCGUAGUGGACAGAUAGAAGGUGUACGGCAAAUGCACAGCAAUGCACCAAGAAGUGAGAUAGCUACAGAACGGGAUCUUGUAGCUUGGAGUCGAAGGGUGGUGGUACCUGAGCUGUCAACUGGUGUAGCCAGUAGGCAAGAAGAAUGGAGAACUGCAAAGGGAGAGGAAGAAAUAAAGACUUACAGGUCAGAAGAGAAAAGGAAACACUUAACCCUUCCGAAAGAAAAUAAAGUACUUCCUGUGUCAAAGAAUCAUGCCCAUGAACAUUUCCUGGAUCUUGGAGAAUCCAAAAAACAGCAGGCAAAUCAACACAAUUAUCGUACAAGAUCUGCACUGGAAGAAGCUCCUAGGCCCUUGGAAGACAUAGAAAAUGGCACUAGUUCUUCAGAUGAAGGUGAAGUAGUUGCUGUCAGUGGUGGGACAUCUGAAGAAGAAGAAAGAGCUUGGCAUAGUGAUGGCAGUUCCAGUGACUACUCCAGUGAUUAUUCUGACUGGACUGCAGAUGCAGGAAUUAAUUUGCAGCCACCAAAGAAAGUUCCUAAGCAUAAAACCAAGAAAGCAGAAAGCAGUUCAGAUGAAGAAGAAGAAUCUGAAAAUCAGAAACAAAAACAUAUUAAAAAAGAAAGAAAGAAAGCAAGUGAAGAAAAAGAUGGACCAACAUCGCCAAAGAAAAAAAAGCCCAAAGAAAGAAAACAAAAGAGAUUGGCUGUGGGAGAAUUAACUGAAAAUGGUUUGACAUUAGAAGAAUGGCUACCUUCAACAUGGAUUACAGAUACUCUUCCUCGAAGAUGUCCAUUUGUUCCACAGAUGGGUGAUGAGGUUUAUUAUUUUCGGCAAGGGCAUGAAGCAUAUGUUGAAAUGGCCCGAAAAAAUAAAAUUUAUAGUAUAAAUCCCAAGAAACAGCCAUGGCAUAAAAUGGAACUACGGGAACAAGAGCUGAUGAAAAUAGUUGGCAUAAAGUAUGAAGUGGGAUUGCCUACCCUUUGCUGCCUUAAGCUUGCGUUUCUAGAUCCUGACACUGGUAAACUAACUGGUGGAUCAUUUACCAUGAAAUACCAUGAUAUGCCUGACGUUAUAGAUUUCCUAGUCUUGAGACAACAAUUUGAUGACGCAAAAUAUAGGCGGUGGAACAUAGGUGACCGCUUCAGGUCAGUCAUAGAUGAUGCCUGGUGGUUUGGAACAAUUGAAAGUCAGGAACCUCUUCAACCUGAAUACCCUGAUAGCUUGUUCCAGUGUUAUAAUGUUUGCUGGGACAAUGGAGAUACAGAAAAGAUGAGUCCUUGGGAUAUGGAACUUAUACCUAAUAAUGCUGUAUUUCCAGAAGAACUAGGUACCAGUGUUCCUUUAACUGAUGUUGAAUGCAGAUCAUUAAUCUAUAAACCUCUUGAUGGAGAAUGGGGUACCAAUCCCAGGGAUGAAGAAUGUGAAAGGAUUGUUGGAGGAAUAAACCAGUUGAUGACACUAGAUAUUGCUUCAGCAUUUGUGGCCCCUGUGGAUCUACAAGCUUAUCCCAUGUAUUGCACUGUAGUGGCAUAUCCUACGGAUCUAAGUACAAUUAAACAAAGACUGGAAAACAGGUUUUACAGGCGACUUUCUUCACUAAUGUGGGAAGUUCGAUAUAUAGAGCAUAAUACACGAACAUUUAAUGAACCAGGAAGCCCAAUUGUGAAAUCUGCUAAAUUUGUGACUGACCUUCUUCUACAUUUUAUAAAGGAUCAGACUUGUUAUAACAUAAUUCCACUUUAUAAUUCAAUGAAGAAGAAAGUUUUGUCUGACUCUGAGGAAGAAGAGAAAGAUGCUGAUGUUCCAGGAACUUCUACCAGAAAAAGGAAGGAUCAUCAACCCAGAAGAAGGCUACGUAAUAGAGCUCAGUCUUAUGAUAUUCAAGCUUGGAAGAAACAAUGCCAAGAAUUACUAAAUCUCAUAUUUCAGUGUGAGGAUUCUGAGCCUUUCCGUCAGCCAGUAGAUCUUCUUGAAUACCCAGACUACAGAGACAUCAUUGACACUCCAAUGGAUUUUGCUACUGUUAGAGAAACUUUAGAGGCUGGAAAUUAUGAGUCACCAAUGGAGCUAUGUAAAGAUGUCAGACUUAUUUUUAGUAAUUCCAAAGCAUAUACACCAAGCAAAAGAUCAAGGAUUUAUAGCAUGAGUUUGCGGCUGUCUGCUUUCUUUGAAGAACACAUUAGUUCAGUUUUAUCAGAUUAUAAGUCUGCUCUUCGUUUUCAUAAGAGAAAUACCAUAACCAAAAGGAGGAAGAAAAGAAACAGAAGCAGCUCUAUUUCAAGCAGUGCUGCAUCAAGCCCUGAAAGGAAGAAAAGGCCCUUAAAACUAAAUCAGCUGGAAUCUGAAGCCUCCACCUCUCCACUUCCUGCACCUGCUCGGGCUGCACUGCCAAGGCCCCGUGCUGCACAGAUGAAUGGUAAAAUAGAAGCCAGUUCUGUGGUUCGAACCAGAAGCAAUCGUGUGGCUAUAGAUCCAGUUAUCACUGAGCAACCAUCUACAUCAUCGGCCACAAAGACUUUUAUUUCAAAAGCUGAUACAUCUACAAUGCCAGGAAAAACAAUACUAGAUAAUUCCGUGAAACAUUCCAAGGUCCUGAAUACUCUUUCAAGUCCUAGUCCGUCCAUAUUUAAUCCCAGCACUCGGAAUAAUUCAACAAAAGAAAACAUGGAAAAGGAAAAGCCAGUCAAACGUAAAAUGAAGUCAUCCAUACUCUCAAAGGCACCUACUCUUUCAAAGACAUCUGCCAUCAUUGAUCAAGGUGAUUGUAAAAACAGUGUUCUUAUCCCAGGAACCAUCCAAGUAAAUGGCCAUGGAGGGCAGCCAUCAAAACUUGUGAAGAGAGGACCUGGAAGGAAACCCAAGGUAGAAGUUACUACCACUACUAGUGAAGUUGUACAUAAGAAAAGGGGCAGAAAGCCCAAAAAACUACAAUAUGCAAAGUCAGAAAACUCAGAACAAAAUAACUUACAUCCCAUCAGAAGUGAUGUGGUUCCUACUUCCACAUGCAGUUUUCUUUCUGAAACUAAUGUUGCUCAGGAGGAUUUGUUACACAAAAAGAGUCGUGGAGGCAGAAAACCUAAAAGGAAGAUGCAAACACAAAAAUUAGAUUCAGACCUCAUAGUUCCUGCAAACGUUAAAAUGUUAAGAAGAAGUAACCGGAAAAAAAUAGAUGAUCCUACAAUAGAUGAGGAGGAGGAGCUUGAGGAACUGAAGGGCUCCGAACCUCACAUGAGAACUAGAAACCAAGGUCGGAGGACAGCUUUCUACAAUGAGGAUGACUCAGAAGAGGAGCAAAGGCAACUGUUGUUUGAAGACACCUCAUUGACUUUUGGAACUUCUAGUCGAGGACGAGUCCGAAAGUUGACUGAAAAAGCAAAAGCUAACUUAAUUGGUUGGUAACUGAACCAAAAUAUUUUACUUAAAAGUAUACUAAGCAGGUACAGUUAAGGAGUCAGUAGAACUAAGGCUUCUGCUUCCUUGCUGCUAUGAUGGAUUAGGGAACAUUACUGUUUGACUUGGAGAAGAAAAAGUUAGAAGACACUUCUUUGAAUGAAAAAUAAAAUACAUACAUACAUAUAUAUAUAUAUAUAUAUAUACACAUACAUACACACACACACACUCUCAUAUAUAUUUUAAAUGUUUGCUAUUUAUUGCCCUUAGAUUAUACAUUUCCACAUUCAUUUCGUUUACUGUUUGAAAAAGAAAUUGAGGACCUAUAAUAAAUUCCUGGCUUAUUUAUGGAAGAGACAGUUAUGCUACACUCCUAUGAAGCAUAGUAUUCUAGUGAUAGAACAUUUCAUGUUAAAAUGAGUUAUUUUUGACUAAGCAAGGUACACACCCCUAGAAAGACAAGUUACAGAGUAGCAGGAAGUUAAGAAUGUGUCUCCUCAAAAGGUUGUUAUCAAGUUCCCACCAUAUGAUGUACUAAAAGGUGUACAUUUAUAGAACAUUCGAGUGGAUCUAGAGAAAGCUUUUGUUUUAUUCCAUUCUGCCAAAUGUAAGAGAAAAUGUAUUGCUGAAAACAAAACAUAUCCACAUUGGAAAAUAUGUGACUGUCUAAUUUUUCAGACCUUGAUUCUUACAUCAAUCACUCAAUCUCUGUUUAUUGUGCCAAAGACUGAGGAUCAGUGCAGUGGAAAACCUGUUUUUGACUGUCAGGACAGCAUAUACUUUUCAAUAUUGGAAAGGCUGUAUAUUCUAAAGAGCACGUUAUUAAAGACUUAUGCUGAGAUAUAUCUUUUUUGGUACUAAUAAUAGGAAAUAAUGCACUGGUGGGUCCUUUGACAGAGAUAUCUUAGAGAAAAUGUUUAAGUGGUUAAAGGAUUCAAGGAAAAUACAGGAAAAAAGUAUGGGAUUUGAUGUUUACUUGAUCUGGAUUAUUAAUGUCAUUUCUAAACUAUAUAUCUGAUAGGCUAAAAUGACCUACAAUAAUUGUCUGUGUGUGUAUGUAUAUAUAUUGAUAAAUGGGUAUAAUUGAAUAUAUAUACAAACACAUACAUACUAUUACCCAGGUAUAAAUUCUUUUUUCAGGAUUUUUUAGAUAGUGGUAGAAUAAAAAUAAUUUUAAGAUGCCAUACUUUAUAGUUUAAUUUUAAGGGAAAGACUGGUUAUUUUCAAUUAUUAAAGGUUAAAGUAGGCCAAAUCACUUUUUAUGCAAUCAUAUUUUAUACAAUGGUCUCAUUGCACAUUGUUUUUUUCUGCACUUUUUACGGUUUCCUUAUCAUGCUAGUAUGUCAAGAUACACCCUAAAAAGAAAUUCCAUUUAAUGAUUGUGCCUUGUAUUCUAUUAUUUUUUGCAUCAUUAGUAAAGUUCUGUAUUGUAAAUGAUAACUAUGACUUAGGAGAAUGUAUUAUUAUAUGUACUGCUAUGGAAAGGAAAGCAGUUAUUUAUUUGUUUAUGGUACAUUAGUUAUACCUUGAAAACCAACAUAAAUGCCAUUUCUAUUGUUUAAAAAUUAGUGUCCAUUUUUUUUAAAGUUUAAAGAAUGUAGUAUUUUCUGAGGACUAAAAUGGUACAAAAAUGUAACCAAAAUUUUCAGAUACUACAUUUUUAAAAAGGAAUAUUAGGGCAGAUAUGUAUCCAUAUGAUCCUAAUGAAUAGUCUUCAGUUGAACCUUAGCAAAAUAUGUAAUUACAUCAUAUAAUUAUUCUUUACUUAUUUCUGAUAAGGAUGUUAAUUCAUUUAACUGUCUUAGAGGAGAAUAAAAAGAGAUACAUUUGGGCUUUUUUGAUUGAUUGUCACUACACUUGUACAGAAAUCCUCAUGUGAGGGUAAGUAAACAUUUUCCAGACCUUGACUAGAUUGCUGUGAUUUUACAGUUGAAAAUAAUUUCAAAAUUUUCAGGUGUUUUGUACAUUUAUUUUUUUCUAACAAAUAUAUUGAACUAUAUAAUUAAAAUUCAGUAGUUAAACUCUUCAGAAUGCAGAAAUGGAUGGCUUGGUUGUAUAGAAAAAUGAGUCAAUUCCAUUAUUAAAAAGAUAAUGUGUAUGUUUGAAAUUUAAGUCAUUAAAUUAAUUAGUUGCUUUUGAAGGCAAUCUAUUUGAAGUAUGUAAUUUCCUGAUGUUAUCUGCAUUGUAUUAGAAAUAUAAUAGACUAAAAUUCAUUUUUGUAAAAUCUGUGUAUAGUAUUAAGGUGUAUUCAGAAAAAGGAAGAGUGUGGGAUCUUAGUGUGAUAUACCUCUAGAAUGGUGUACAGAUUAGUUCCAACUCUUAAGCAGUGAAGUGAGUGUUCACUAUCUUUCAUACAGCAAGUAAAUGUAUUGGUUCUGUUUUACAGUUACUGUGUGUGUAUGACCAUAUUUGAGCAUUCUCAAACACUGGUGAAACUAAAUGACUUGGGUCAGAUUAUUUGUAACUAAAACACUUUUUAAAAUGUAUUAGGAUCAGAUAAUAGAUUUUAUAUUUUUAUAAUUUAGCUUCUUUAUGUUGCAAAAGUUGAACUGAAAAAUUCAAGUUAUUACCACAUUUUUCUUUGGCUUUACAAUAUCCUCUUUAAGAAAAUAACAUCAUGUGCUUUCUAAAAGCCAGAAGGAAAUGUUGCCACUUGGGUUAGGUAAGCAAUAAAAAAAACCCUCAAGUUUAUUGAAAGUUUCAUUAAACUUGUUACAUGCAUAGAGUUGUACAAAUCAAUUUACAAGGUGGGCAUAGUAAUGCCAGCACUUGGGAGGUGGAGACAAGAAGGUCCUUUGCUACAAAGCAAAGUCAAGGCUAGUUUAGGCUACAUAUAUAAGACCUUGUCUCAAAAAACAAGUAUCAACCUACAUAUUUGUAGUACUCAACCAGAAUAUUCUCUCUAUCCCAAUGUUCUCCAUCCCUCAGAUACUCAAAAUUUUAAAUUUUAAAGAUUUAAUCAAAAUAUAAUCUGUCGACCACAAUAAAUCUGUAACUUUAUAAAUUUUUUUAUCUUUGCCAUUUACUCCUCCAGCAUGAGCCUGUCUUCUGCAUAUGAUUAUGAAUUGGCUGUUGGUUGGCCUUGUUUCCCUUGUUUCAUUGCACUGCUUCACUGCAAAUGUAGAGACAAAUGCGUUAAUUAGAACGUUUGUGAGUUUGAGUCACUUCUGAGACAUGAACUUGACUGAAUUCGGUUUCACUUAGAAAUGCAUUGCACAGUGAACAGAGAAAAUAUUCUCAUGCCCCAUACAUGUGAACAGCCAUACUGUCCUUAGCUACAGCAGACUAGAUUAACCUACAUAUAGCAAGUGUAUUAAAAUGCAUGUACAUGUUAUAAAAUAGUUCCAGUUUGCAAUGUUUAAUUCUGACAUUCCAUUUUAUACAUACAUAGCAAUCUAUAUAUUUCUCAAAUGUAAACUAGAAGAAGUAACUUUGAUUUUCAGUUUUCCAACUUGAGAAAAAAAAAUCAUCUUUAAUGUUUUUGUUACCUGAAGUUUAUUUUUGAAUAAAUUGAAAGGGCCAAGAUACUUCAGUGAUUAAAGGGCUAUUAUAAAUGUUCACGUAUGUAGGAGGUGUGUAUUUUAAAAGUGGUGACGGGGAAUAACUUUUCUUCAGUGCAUUUUUUCUGUUGAUUUAGAAGAUAUGUCUAAUAUAGUAGGUUGACUAAGGUCAGAACUUACCUUCUGAUUGGAAAAACAAUACACCUUUUGUUACUUGCAUCAUUGCAUUUCCCCUUAGUUCCUCUAAUUUCCAAGUUACUUGAGUUAAAAGUAAUACUACAUUUACUAAGAAACUGUUUUUGUUCCUGAAUUACUUAGCAAAGUACUCCAAAUGAAAAGUGAUUUUGAACUAUGUACAGUACCCAGAAAGAGGUAGAACUGAGUCAGUAAGACCGUAAGUACCACUUUGAGUGCUCUAGAGAUAAGCCUUGUAUACACUACAGUAAAACAGUGAGUAUAAUAUCUGAACUAUAAAUAUAUAUUUUUAGUUUCAAUAGCUGUUUUGAAAUACUUUUUAAUGCAGAUAAAAUUAUCAGGAAAUUAAUCUUAUAUGGCACAAACCAAAUACAUACUAGUGCGUGGGUGAGUUUCUACAUCCAAGGAGCUAAGCAAAUAGGUUCAAGAUGAUAUAUAGUACAUGUGCAUAUGAGGCAGCUGCACACACAUGCUGAUUACUUUGAAGAGAGUGUGUGUAGAUUUAUUACGAUGAUAGACAAUAAGAUGAGAUAAAAUAUGUUACAUUUUUGGACCAUAUUAAACUGUAAGAAGACAGGGGUCUUACAAGAUCUUUUAGAAAACAUAAAUCCUGUCAUGGGAUACUUAGACGUGUGGAACACAGCUCAGUUUUUAAAAAGUAACUGACCUAGAGGGUUGAAGGUGAAACUGACACAUUUUCAAAUGAAAAUUAUGUUUAUUUUGUACAGAAAAUGUUAAACACAAGCAAAUCUGUUGUAUGUAAUAAGUAACAGAGUUUUAAAAAGAAUAAUUAUUUAGCUUUCUUGAUGUUUUUGUUUUAUUCCUUCUGGACUUGGAUUAUCAUAUUGUAACAGCAGUCUCACACCACGGUAGCAGUGCCCUUUCUUGUACAUAUUGACUUUUCUUUACUGUUAACGUGGACACUUUCUAUGUUAGUUUUGAUGCAUAAUUCUUUGAAUCCUUUUAUACAAACUAGAAUGUAUGUGUAAGAAUUCCUGUCCUUGCAAUGUAGUAACUAUAAACUUAUUUUUAAAUAAAUAGAAAACUUGUUUUUCUAAGCUA